CACAAACGCAUGAGGCUAUAAAUCAGUAAAACAGGAAAGGUGAUGACAGAAGGCAGAGAACCUGGUAUAGGAAACCAGAAACGUGUUUGAAAGAACAGCAGGUGUAUUGGACAGGAGCCUGGAUUACAGACAAGGAUCCUUUUAAAUUACAUUUCAUUUAAAGGAAGUUGCUUUUUUCUUUUUGACGGACGGACUUACCUGAACCUGUGCAGGAGGACAAAUGUAUAGGAUGUGCUUUCUUUUUCUCUUUUGCUCUGGGCCACAAAGUGGGUCAACACCUGAGAAGGAGCUGAAAGGAGCAGUAGAGACUGAGGCCGUUUUGUCCUACUGAAUGAGCACACACGGGGGGGGGGAGACAGCUGAACUAGAGAGCAUGGAAACACUUGAUUUUUUAAGCCACUGAAAACAGUUAAUUAUUCCAAGUUGCUGCUUGUGUGCCGUGUAUUUCACAAUGUGUACGCUCUAAAAUGUUGAAAUUUCAGACUUCAGACGUUCAAACUUUCUAAACCCUAAACUGGUUUUCAGGCUACAUGCGGACCAAUGUAACUACAUUUACCCUGCUGCUGGAAAUCUAGCUUUGUGACCAACUGUUUUCACUGGGAGGAGAAGCAGUGGAGUAAUUUUUUAUCUUUUUUAAAUCAAACUUCUCAACAGAAAUGCAUUUUGGAAUCUGUUUUCUUUUCUAUGACUCAGCCUUUAUUCAAGUGUAAAGAUAACAAAUCAUCUCUUGGCCUUAAAGUCCAAACAUUCCAAGUGAUCUACAGUACAAGAGGAGGUCAUCUCCUUCAUUCCUACAUAUUCACAUCCACAGUAAAAGACCCUACUGUACCUCCAGCAUGCAGACUUCAGGACCUGAGCAUGAUGACUCUUUUGAUUUGCUGUUCAAGAUCAUCCUGAUUGGAGACUCUAACGUAGGAAAGACCUGCCUGGUUCAGAAUUUCAAGUCAGGGACUUUCUCAGAGAGACAGCAAAACACCAUCGGAGUGGAUUUCACUGUACGGACCGUGGAUAUCGAUGGGAAGAAAGUUAAGAUGCAGGUGUGGGACACGGCAGGUCAGGAGAGGUUCCGUACGAUCACCCAGAGCUACUACCGCAGCGCUCACGGCGCCAUCAUUGCCUAUGACAUCACACGACGCCCAACCUUUGACUCAGUGGCUCACUGGAUCAAAGAGGUGGAGCUCUAUGGAGCAACCAAUGUAGUGCUGGUUCUCAUAGGUAACAAAUGUGACCUGGAGCAGGAACGUCAUGUUCCAUUUGAGGAAGCCUGCAAUCUAGCAAAGGAGAGAGAUGUCCUAGCUGCUCUAGAAACAUCUGCAAAGGAGAGUCAGAAUGUGGAGGAAGCUUUCACCUUGAUGGCCAGAGAGCUGAUGUCUCGUAACGGCCUCAAUGUCCACCAGGGGGACUCAGAGAGCCGCAGUACAUCUCGAGUUCUUCUCCGGGCUAACUCUCGACCGGUUAAUGGCACAGUAGAUGCCUACACGUCAUCAGAGAAGAAGACAUGUUGCUAAUUUAGGACAGGAAAGAGCUGAAGGACGCUUUUCUUCAUAAAUGUUGGAGAAGUGGAUGUCCCUACCCGAUUUCUACCGGAAACCCAAUUUGUUCAGGUUCCAUGCCUUGACCAAUUGACAAUCCUGACCCCAACCAAUUGAGGUCAUUGCCUAACUCAACCAUCUACGCACAUCCGUAGAACAACUCAGGUUUCCGCAGUGCAUCAGGCUGCCACUGGGAAAUGGAAGCAGGUCAAAAGAUCCAUGGAUGUGGAAUAAGGCUGGAAAGGCCUCAAGGACCAAAAAUCUUUGCAUUGAACAAACUUUAGGCAAAUUUUGGAAAGUAUUGAAAAAUCAAUUCAGUGUACUUUUUGUAGUUUACCUGACCCGAGAGAAUUAUUCAGCUGGCACUACAAGGACAAGGACCAAGCAUGUUUAAAUGGGUUAGGAGGUGGGGGGGCAGACAGUGGUAAUGAUUGUGAUCAGCUUUGGGUAAAGUUCUCAUUUAAAUCAACUAAUCCUGGAUUGUUUGGGUGUUAUUUUUUAAGUUUUCACUACCAAAAGUAAUCAAAAUCGGUAAAAUGUAAAGACUAAGGCAUUAAUGCGGUGGUUACUUAGUUACCACAACAUAUAAACAUUCCAAGCAUUCUCAACAUCUGCUGCUCUCAAUCACGUAAUCCUUAACACAACGUUCUUUGCGUGGUAUUUUUGUCAAAAUAAUGUCUUUAAGCUUAUCUCUGCUGGUAAGUAUUUCACCCACCUCUUGUGGUGCCACUAUGAUGAGCUGUGAUCCUCUUCUGCUGCUGUUUGACUUCAUAAUAAAGUCAUACAUGGUCACAAAUGUGCAUAUAGGAUGUGAAUGUCUUCUUGACUACUUAAUUGUGAACACUAGAUGGUACUGUGCUGCUACACAUGACCUAUACUGUGGCUGCAGGUUGGUUGCUCAUCAAGAUGAUCUAAAACAUCUGUGACUGCAAUAAGAGACAAUUACCCAGGUCUACAUGCAACCGGAAAUAGGAACAUCCCUUUUCAAAUCACCUUUAAGGCUGAACUUUGCCAAAAUCACUUCCUGCCAACACAACAGUCAAACUUAAGUAACUGAGCUGACAAUGUUUACACCCAGGAUAUAAAUCUGUUUCUCAUGCCAAGUUGGCAGGCCUAAUUUAAACAUCAAUAUGGAAGUCAUGUAGUUUCUUCCACUGAUACAGUUAAUCUGCUUUCAAGUUUAUUGGUUUAGUGAAUGGAACAAUCCAAGAGUAGCCUUGUCUAUCCAACAUCUGACAAGCAAUAAAUGAUGAAUAUGACUUUAACAACAA
This is a messenger RNA of Etheostoma spectabile (orangethroat darter), 2803 nucleotides long. RefSeq names its product ras-related protein Rab-19. The record is from RefSeq and is a predicted model, not a curated record. The transcript has 4 exons. Bases 837 to 1508 code for a protein of 223 amino acids. Lineage: Eukaryota; Metazoa; Chordata; Actinopteri; Perciformes; Percidae. Gene Ontology annotation, molecular function: GTP binding; GTPase activity.